AUGUCCCUCACUCGCACAUUCCCCGCAUCACCUGUCCUAAGUUGUGCGUACACUCUCAUUCCACUCUGCGCCUCUCCUCCCAUUCGCAACUUGUCGCAUUUACACUCUGCUCCUCUCCUCACGUGCGCGUACAAUAUCGUUCCCCACUGUUUCCCUUCUCCCGUGCUCAUUCUCUCUCGUUCUCCUCUGCUCCUCUCCUCCCGUGCGCGUACAAUCUCGUUCCCCUCUGUUUCCCUUCUCCCGUGCUCAUUCUCUCUCGUUCUCCUCUGCUCCUCUCCUCACGUGCGCGUACAAUCUCGUUCUCCCCUGCUCCUCUCCUCCCCUGCGCGUACAAUCUCGUUCCCCUCUGUUUCCCUUCUCCCGUGCUCAUUCUCUCUCGUUCUCCUCUGCUCCUCUCCUCACGUGCGCGUACAAUCUCGUUCUCCCCUGCUCCUCUCCUCCCCUGCGCGUACAAUCUCGUUCCCCUCUGUUUCCCUUCUCCCGUGCUCAUUCUCUCUCGUUCUCCUCUGCUCCUCUCCUCACGUGCGCGUACAAUCUCGUUCUCCCCUGCUCAUCUCCUCCCCUGCGCGUACAAUCUCGUUCCCCUCUGUUUCCCUUCUCCCGUGCCCAUUCCCUCUCGUUCUCCUCUGCUCCUCUCCUCACGUGCGCGUACAAUCUCGUUCUCCCCUGCUCCUCUCCUCCCCUGCGCGUACAAUCUCGUUCCCCUCUGUUUCCCUUCUCCCGUGCUCAUUCUCUCUCGUUCUCCUCUGCUCCUCUCCUCACGUGCGCGUACAAUCUCGUUCUCCCCUGCUCCUCUCCUCCCCUGCGCGUACAAUCUCGUUCCCCUCUGUUUCCCUUCUCCCGUGCUCAUUCUCUCUCGUUCUCCUCUGCUCCUCUCCUCACGUGCGCGUACAAUCUCGUUCCCCUCUGCUCCUCUCCUCCCCUGCGCGUACAAUCUCGUAUUCCCUACUGCUACCCUCUCAUUCCCCUCAGUUUAUUGUAUUCCCUACUGCUACCCUCUCAUUCCCCUCUGUUUCCCGUAUUCCCUAUUGCAACCCCCUCAUUCCCCUCUGUGUCUUGUAUUCCCUACUGCUACACCCUCAUUCCCCUGUGUUUCUUGUAUUCCUUACUGCUACCCCCUCAUUCCCCUCUGUUGCAAGUACUCCCUACUGCUACACCCUCAUUCCCCUCUGUUUCUAG
Messenger RNA from Closterium sp. Yama58-4, 1179 nucleotides. Lineage: Eukaryota; Viridiplantae; Streptophyta; Zygnematophyceae; Desmidiales; Closteriaceae. The record is from the annotation of a GenBank genome assembly.